AUGGCGCCAGAGUUACGUAAAUCCGCCGUGAGUAGGUUCACCGGUGGUGGUGGCCUACCUAAGGCCAGCAGCCUGCCAAGCCAUGCAUACGUAACAUUCUUGGCAGGCAAUGCUGAUUAUGUGAAAGGAGUGGUGGGGCUGGCCAAAGGGCUGAGAAAAGUGAACACUGCUUACCCUCUUGUGGUGGCGGUUCUGCCGGAUGUGCCGGAGGAGCACCGCCGCAUACUGGUGAACCAGGGGUGUAUAGUCCGCCAAAUUGAGCCGGUUUAUCCGCCGGAAAAUCAUAAUACCCAGUUUGCUAUGGCUUAUUAUGUCAUCAACUAUUCAAAACUUCGAAUUUGGGAGUUUGUGGAGUAUAGCAAGAUGAUAUACUUAGAUGGGGACAUCCAAGUUUAUGACAACAUAGACCAUCUAUUUGAUCUACCAGAUGGGCAAUUUCAUGCUGUAAUGGACUGUUUCUGUGAGAAAACUUGGAGUCACACUCCACAAUACAAGAUUGGGUAUUGCCAGCAAUGUCCAGACAGAGUCAAGUGGAAUGAAAAAUUGGGCCCUAAGCCCUCUCUUUACUUCAAUGCUGGCAUGUUUGUUUUUGAGCCAAGUCUACCCACCUAUUAUGAUCUACUGCAAACCCUCAAAAUAACCCGUCCGACCUCGUUUGCCGAGCAGGAUUUCUUGAACGUAUUCUUUAAGGACAUUUACAAGCCAAUUCCCAACAAUUACAACUUGGUUUUGGCCAUGUUGUGGCGGCAUCCUGAGAACGUAAAGCUCGACCAAGUUAAGGUUGUCCACUACUGUGCUGCAGGGUCCAAGCCAUGGAGGUACACUGGAAAAGAAGAGCACAUGGACAGGGAGGAUAUCAAGAUGCUAGUCAAGAAAUGGUGGGACAUUUAUAACGAUGAGACAUUGAAUUAUAUCGCCAAUGCCCCGUUAGCUGCCACAGCAGCCGGUGGUCAAGUGGCCAAGGCUAAGUUGACAGUGGCACUGACAGAGGCUGGUGUUGUUCAUUUUAUCGCCGCCCCUUCGGCCACUUAG
Messenger RNA from Fraxinus pennsylvanica, 1032 nucleotides. NCBI's taxonomy places the organism in Eukaryota, Viridiplantae, Streptophyta, Magnoliopsida, Lamiales, Oleaceae. The record is from the annotation of a GenBank genome assembly.